Topomyia yanbarensis is the source of this 774-nucleotide messenger RNA. RefSeq lists its product as uncharacterized. Gene Ontology annotation, molecular function: nucleic acid binding. The record is from RefSeq and is a predicted model, not a curated record. The transcript has a single exon. Gene Ontology annotation, biological process: DNA integration. The coding region runs from base 1 to 774 and encodes 257 amino acids. NCBI's taxonomy places the organism in Eukaryota, Metazoa, Arthropoda, Insecta, Diptera, Culicidae.
AUGCACAAAAUUACGGCCAAGGAAACUGUUACUAGACUAAACACCAUUUUCACUUGUCUGGGUUACCCUAGAACGAUAACGCUAGAUAACGCAAAACAGUUUGUGGGUACUGAGAUAGAAGAAUACAGUCAAAAUCACAGUAUCCACUUAAACCACUCGACACCAUACUGGCCCCAAGAGAACGGGUUGAUGGAAAGGCAAAACCGGUCACUGCUCAAGCGACUUCAAAUUAGCAAUGCUCUUGGUAGAGAUUGGCGUAAGGAUUUACAAGAGUACUUGAUGAUGUACUACACCACACCGCAUUCUACAACUGGACGCACACCCACGGAACUCCUUUACGGUAGAACCAUCAGAUCCAAAAUCCCAGCUCUGCAGGAUAUUGAAACAACACCAACAACCUCUGAUGUUGCAGACAGAGAUCAAAUGUUGAAAGAAAAGGGAAGGGAAAAUGAGGACUCUCGUAGAAGAGCAAGGAAAUCAUCAAUUGAUCUUGGAGACACUGUGUUAAUGAAAAAUCUGUUACCAGGCAAUAAGCUCCAAACAACAUUCGACCCCAAAGAAUACAAGGUCGUUGAUCGUUUGGGACCGCGAGUAACGAUUGAAGACCCCUUAAAUGGAAGAUCGUAUGACCGAAACGUGGCACAUUUGAAAAAAGUCAUUGAUACAACACAGGCACACAUUGAAGCUCCAGUGCACAAUGAGGACUCUCAGCGAGCAGAGUUACAGGAAGCAGGAGACGACAAUUCACAAGAAGAAUUUCGAAGGUUUCGAUGA